Messenger RNA from Trametes versicolor FP-101664 SS1, 3226 nucleotides. RefSeq lists its product as uncharacterized. Gene Ontology annotation, molecular function: microtubule minus-end binding; gamma-tubulin binding. The transcript is spliced from 10 exons. Gene Ontology annotation, cellular component: gamma-tubulin complex; spindle pole; equatorial microtubule organizing center. Bases 1 to 3129 code for a protein of 1042 amino acids. The record is from RefSeq and is a predicted model, not a curated record. NCBI's taxonomy places the organism in Eukaryota, Fungi, Basidiomycota, Agaricomycetes, Polyporales, Polyporaceae. Gene Ontology annotation, biological process: mitotic cell cycle; spindle assembly; cytoplasmic microtubule organization.
AUGGCACUUCCAGAGCGCCAUUUCACUCGCCAAUUUGACGACACACUCCUCGAAGAUGCUGGUCCCGCUACCCUCCACGAAACGCUUUCGGAUCUGCAGCCCCGGUUCUUCAUACCCCGUCUCGCAGACAAGCCGCAGAACCCCAUCAUGGAUACUCUGAGGCUCAUGAACAACGCGCAAUACGUGAGGCCGGCCAACACCGUAUCGUUGUCUAUACCACUCGAGCUCGGGCUCCUCUCGGAGGAUGUCGCUCGGUUUGCUGCAGAGAAGCACGCCCACUUCGAUGACAUUUGGCAACGGGCCGCAGUACAGAGACAUGGGCAUAAGAAUCAAGUGUUAUCAUGGGAUGCCCUGCGCCCGUCUAACAAUGCGAAUGUAUUACCAUCGCCUUUCCUCUCGGAGCAAGCGAGCGAUGUGUUUGCGUCUGCGAGAUAUUACGUCCGCCCACCACUCCAGGAUCCCCGCGCACACCUCGUGUAUGCGCGUGUCUCGGAGCUCUUUGAAUCGCUCAUUCUCACCGUCAGCGGAACCUCAUCACACUUGCACAUCUGGGACCCCGGGUCGCAGACAUUUGUGUUAAGGAAUUUGCAUGGGAAGGAGCAGGGCCACAUCGUCAUUGUGGGCAAAGAUGAGGUCGUUAGUGCAAGCUUGUUGCAGCGCUUCCUGACCAUCGGAAAUUUAAUGAGACGUCUGGAACUACUUGCAGAAAGUCGAGAAACAAAACAUGCGACGCCAAUAUCGCAUGCGUUCGCCCACUCGCUUUCCUCCAUCCUGGCCUACUUGCGCCAGCUCGCGGAGGCGAUUCCCAUGGAGUCUCACACUGCGGCCGGGGAAGACGCACGGCUCACUGCUUUGUGGGUACAAUAUGAAGAUAUGGAAAACAUAUUGAGAGCGCUCGCAGCGCUUUGUGGCCGGGAUGAGGACGUGUCGCCUUUGGACUAUAUACCCGUCCCUUCUUCGCCCUCUGCUCUGCUCUCAGCCAUCUACACGCACCUGUCGGACCACUAUGAGCGCUCGUCCCCUCGCAUUGUCACCGCCGUUCUUGCGUUCAUGCUCACAACAACCUCGCGGAACUACUUCCAGUCCCUGAGUGCGUCUAUUGGAUACAACACGCCCGGGUCGCGUGCGCGUGCAGUGCCAUCCCGCAGUGCUUUGCGAUUGGACGAGGCGGACCGCGCUAUAGGUGGCGGUGCGCCACUGGACGACACAAUCUUUGAAGAACAAGAGGUGGACGACGGGGUACCCGAAUUCAUCAGCCCUGAUGUCGCAGAAGUCCUCUCCCGCGCUCGGCGCUCGCUGGUGCUCCUCAGAGCGGCGGAUUCGGGGCAUCCACUCCUGACUAGUACGCACAUGCACCGGGAGGUCGAGUGGAUAUGGACCGAAGAGCAGAUCGAGAAUAUGACAGACGAGCAAGCGUUCGACGGCGCAUCUCUUAGCCUGUCUAAAACCCAACGCGAGGAGCAGAGUGAUGGCCCCUCCCGUAGGGCCAACGUAUUGGCCGCGUUCAAGGUAUUCGACCUCGUCCCCGGGGAACCCUUGCCUACGGCCGACACGAAUUCCACCACUGGCCCCGCCCCCGGUCUGCUCUCCGGCGCGCACGGGACUGUCGCGCUCUGCGCCUUCCUCUCCGCCUUUCCCGCUACACUCCCCUCAGCGACACCUACGCUCGCACACCUCACCGCACGGAUCCUCCGCCCCCUCCUCACGCACGCCUCGGCGCUCUCCGGCGCGCUCGUUUCUCGCGUGCUCUCACCAGAGACCCCCCUACACUUACGUGCACACCUGGUUCUGCUGCGCGGGUACCUGCUCCUCACCGCGCACGCCUUCAAGGCGCGCCUGCAGGACGCGCUGUUCUCGGACGCGGAAGAUGUGUAUUCUCCCGUCGUUGGGUCUCGUAUGUAUGCUGCACGCGAGGCGAGGACGCGGACACGGACAGAGAGCGGGCGGAGCAAGAGCAGGAGCCGGGCCCCGAGUGGGAAGACGGAGACGGACAAGCAGGGUCCUGGGCGGCGUGCUGUAGGGCUUUCGCCUGCACUGACGGUAGGUGACCGUUGGCCGCCGGGCGGGACGGACUUGAACUUCCACCUCCGGACGGUUAUCGUGGACUCGCUCGAGGAUGGCCGAACGUAUGAUGAGCAGCAUGAUGACGAGGAGCAGGCAUGGGCCCAGCGUAAGAUCGUGGAGGAGGCGGAGUGGAGGCUUGGGUUCGCGAUCCGCGACCUGCCGGCUGGAACGGGGAAGGAGAAGUGGUUGAACCCCUUAUCUAUUGAGGCGUUGGACUUCUUGUACAUGCACUAUCAGCCGCCACACCCACUGGACAUCGUCAUCACGCCCUCAAUCCUUUCCAAGUACCACCGCAUAUUCGCGUUCAACUUGCGGCUCAUGCGCGUGGAGAACGUUGUCCGGACGCUCUUCCGGCUCACGCGCCACGCCGCCGCACCGCUCUUCCCCACACUCACACCCGCGAACAAACGACUGCUGCACUUCCGCGCCGUCGCACACGCCUUCGUCAUGGGCCUCUCCGCAUACGUCUACGACGUCGCGAUCGGCAGCAACGUCGACGCCUUUCUCGCCCGCCUGCCCGCCGCCCGCCAGCCACCCAGCGCGCCGCACAUAAUACCCACCAGCAGUAGCGGGGACACGCUGCGCCAGUCCGCGCUCGGCCGCCCGCCCCACGGGGACGACGAUGAGGACGCGGCGUUCGCAGACGUAUUCAGUCUGGCGGAGCACCACUCGCGCGUGCUCGACGACGUGCUGAGCGCGUGCCUGCUGCGCUCGGGGCAGAAGGCGGUCGGGGACCUGCUCCGGCAGUGCAUGGAGCUCGUGCUCGAGCUUGGGGUGCUCGCGGGCGAGCUCAAGGACGGCCACGCGGAGGAGUACGAGGCCGCGCUCGCGCUCGAGGAGGUGUGGGGCCGCUUCCGCGCGAAGAUGACCAUGUUUGUCAAGGUGCUGAAGGCGUUGGUGGAGAGAGAGGCGGACAGCUCGGGGCUGGUGUUGAGCGAGAUCCCGCUGCAUAUGAUGCAGGGCCACAGGCGGGUGUCGGGCACCACAGCGAACUUGCACCAGUUGCUGCUCAGGCUGAACAUGUCAGAUUGGUGGACAAAGAGUGAUUCAGCCAGGACGACGUGACCCUCGUGUAUGGAUGUGCAAGUUCUUAGUGUAAUACGCGCUCGGACGCUAGGGAGUUUCUUGUGUAUGUAACUUCGAUAUAUUGCUUGAUUGCUUG